AUGUGGCAUCCUUCUUUAUUAUGUCUACUUAUUGUUUGGUUCCAAAUCGUUCGUGCAACAGAUCGAAAUUUACUAGUUAACACAAAGGACACUUCAUUAUUCGAAUUCUACCAGGAUUCUUUUCGUAUGAAUGCUGAACCAUUUUCUACGCAGAAGGAUAGUUCUAUCAUUAACUCAGAUAACAUAUAUGAAUGGACACCAGUAGUAUCCAACAUUACUGUUGGUGAACAAAACUCUUUCGUCUUCAACAUCGAUCCUGAAUCAACCGGUUCUGGAUUUGCGCCAACCUAUGAAAUCUUAAUGUUCCUGAGUGGUAAUUUAUGUAGUACACCUAAUAAUACUGAUGGUAUUGAACUGAGAGUGCAUUAUUCCUUUGAUGAAAACCUAAUGACCAAUACAUCCAAUGGCCAAUAUGAAGCUUUCAAAGAUGGGUUCAUGGAAGCUCUAGCUAUUAGCCCUAUCCAAACAUCAGCUUCAAAUACUACUUCCAAGUAUCAAAACUUAUAUGUUGUUGUACAACUGUUUAACAGUACAACAAACGAACCAUUAACAGAUGAAUUUUUAGAUCCGUCACAAAAAGACGUGUGGGAUUAUAGAUUAAGUAUUUCCGAAAACGAUUUAGUGUUCCAAUGGGAUGUACGGUCAUGGUUAGAUGUAUUAGAUACGGAUCAUAAUUCUGCACUAUUGACAACAGGAAAUGUCACCGCUGAUGCUCAAGUAUUCUAUAAUUAUUCUACGUACGAUACUUCAUUAUAUGAUCUUUACGUUUAUUCCUAUGAAGACUCCCUCAAGUUUGAGGAUGGAUUGAGUUUAUCCUUGUGUGCUAUCAAAAAUGGACCUUACUUGGUUUCAUCUGUAGAUUCUGGCAGAGUUAGUUCCUCAUUAGAGGAAGAAGGACUGGUCAUUCAAAAAUCUAUUAGGGAAGGUGGUGGUAACGGUGUGAGCGAAUAUUUCUACAUAACAGGGUUGAAUAGUUCUACUACAUAUGCGGCUAUAUUAACUAAAAAGAUCGGUAAAAGUGGUAACCUUUCAGAUGUUGGAGGUGUACUCUUUGCUAAGCAAUAUUUUACAACAAGAGAUACCAAUACUUGCUCUUUAAUUUAUGAUUUACAUUUUUGUGAUGGUGUGGCAUAUUCAGUCCCAACAUCUUCGUUUGCAUAUGAUAAUAAAACUUUGAUAGCUGAAACAUACGAUAAUAUAGCAGAAGCCCUUUUCGCCAAUUUUAGUAAAGCUUUACAGCUAAUUCCAUGCGAUGCAGAAAGUGACGCUAGGUAUUCACCUCUUCGGACAUGUGAUGAUUGUUCCAAAUCAUACGGUGAUUGGGUUUGUGCCGUUUCUAUUCCAAGAUGUACGACAACAUCAUCGACGUACUAUAUGUCUAGAAAUAAAACUAAAAAUCGAAAUAAAUAUAUUGAUAUUUAUGUUCAACCAGUUAGUGACUAUUAUGAAAUUUUGCCAUGCAUAGAUAUGUGUCAUGCUAUAGUAAGAGAUUGCCCAAGCGAUUUUGGAUUUGCCUGCCCGAAUCCGCAGUAUACGAACGAAUUGCUAUAUUACAGCUAUAAUUAUUACAAGAAAGGUGCGACAUUAGACACAUGUAAUUUUAUUGGUAAUGUUUCAAAUUUGGUUCAAGUAGAGUAG
Molecule: messenger RNA, 1638 nt
Organism: Naumovozyma dairenensis CBS 421
Lineage: Eukaryota; Fungi; Ascomycota; Saccharomycetes; Saccharomycetales; Saccharomycetaceae
Gene: MID1
Product: Mid1p
Exons: 1
Coding region: 1-1638 (545 amino acids)
Biological process (GO): calcium ion import across plasma membrane
Molecular function (GO): calcium channel activity
Source: RefSeq, a predicted model, not a curated record